GUCCCCUUUUAUGCAGAACUGCGAGAAAUGAAAGUUUAUUUUUUGGAUUAAUAAGAAAUUCUUUGGCACACCAAAAAGAUGAACCAAGAAGAGCUUGAUGAAGUAGCUGAAAAGUUGGACAUAAAAUACAGUGUUUUGGACAAUCUUGAGGAUGGAAGGUUGACAUACACAGCCAAUAUUGUUCUGAAAAACUAUAGUUCAGUAACAUUAGAUUAUGAGAAGAAAUGGGCUAUUUAUUUCUGUCACAUUCGAAUGAUAGAACCUCCCAUUCUGCCAGAUGAAGAAGCAAUCAUUGUUGCCUCAGGGAUCAAAUUCAGACAUAUCAAUGGGUGUUUGUUUACACUGGAACCUAUCAAGUCUUUCAAACCAGUUGGUAAAAAUGAAUCGUUAGAAGUUAUGUUCAAAGCUCAGUAUUAUUCAGUUGCAAGGUCGGACCUUAUGCCAAAUUGGUAUAUAACAUCAGAAAGCCUCAAACCUAGAGUGUUAAAAUGUACUAGUCAUGAUGAUUUACAAUAUGUGCAGUCCUUUGACGAGGAGGCAAAAUGGAAACGGUUUUCGUAUAAAUUAGAUAACGGAACUUUAAGACAGGAUAAGUAUGAUCCAUGGACACCACAGGAGAGAUUCAUAAAAAAUAAAAUUGAAGACCUGAAGAAACAGGGCAAGGAUGUAAUACCAACACCGCUUGAAAUGGACAUAGAUAAAGUCAAGGACAUUAAUUUGUCCUCUGGUAACUGGAUUAUAUAUGCUGGAAAGGAAGUUUACAAAGAGGCACAGAUUCUUAAAGGUAAUAUUAAAAUAGAUGUUGAUGUGAAAGAAAUGAAAACAAAUGACAAUGCUAGAUGUGAAAAUGUGAUAACCUUGAAACUGGGGCAAGUGUAUGACGGCAAUAAUUCUGAGGCUUAUGCUCUGACAAUCAAAGAAAAUCCUCCAUUGGUUGAAAUCAUUGGAAACAAACCCUGUGGGGUAUUUUAUGGGGUGCAAACUCUGUUAGCAUUAUUAAAAGACAACAGAAUUCCAAUAGUGAAAAUUAAAGACUAUCCACGCUAUCCUUACCGAGGGAUGCAACUGGAUGUGUCCAGAAACUUUCAUAGUAAAGCUCAGGUCUUAAAGCUUUUGGAUGUGAUGGCCAUGUAUAAGAUGAAUAAAUUCCACUUCCAUUUAACUGACGAUGAAGGAUGGAGGAUAGAAAUUCCAGGAUUAGAGGAACUCACUUUGGUUGGAGGUAGGAGAGGUCAUGACCUUUCUGAGAGAACUUGCAUUCUCCCAAUGCUUGGUUCAGGUCCAGAUUUUAAUACAUCGGGUACAGGAUAUUAUACAGUUAAGGAAUACCAGGAAAUUUUACAAUAUGCUGUAGAUCGACAUAUUGAAGUAAUUCCAGAAAUUGACAUGCCAGGACAUAGUCAUGCCGCCAUUAAAGCAAUGCGAGCAAGAUAUCUUAAAUACAAGGAUGAAGGGGAUUUAGAAAAAGCCAAAGAAUAUGUAUUGACAGAUUUAGCAGACACUAAGCAUAUCUUAUCUUGUCAAUUGUAUGCAGAAAAUUCCAUGAAUCCAGGCCUGGAUUCAACAUACAGAUUCAUUGAAAAAGUUGUAGUAGAAGUACAGAAAAUACAUGAAGAUGUUAGUCCAUUAAAACUGUUCCAUUUUGGUGGUGAUGAAGUUCCCUAUGAAUCAUGGUUGGACUCACCUGCUUGUAAAAGACUUAUUGACACAAAAGAAGUUAAUAAGUUUAGUGAAUUGAUGGAAUAUUUUAUUAAAAAAGUGGCUAAAAUUGUUGCUCAGCAUGACUUAUAUUUAGGAGCUUGGCAAGAUGGGGUUAUUCAUGAUGAAGUAUUUUUAGAACCAAUGAAGAGGGACUCUUUUCCUAAUAAGGAAGUUGUUGCUUAUGCCUGGCAGAAUGUUUGGGAGUCUGGUUUGUCAGGUUGUGCAUAUAAGCUUGCUAAUGAAGGUUACAAGGUUGUGAUGGCUCAGGGUACCCACCUGUACUUUGAUCACCCACAGGAACCUGACCCAGAAGAAAGAGGUCUGUACUGGGCUGCCAGAUAUAUAGAUACAAGAAAGACAUUCAGUUUUAUGCCAGAUAAUAUUUAUGCAAAUGCAGAUUUCAAGCUUACAGGUGAUCCUAUUACAAAGAAAGAUUUAGACCACAAUGCUAAAGACCAUCAUCAAUUGAAAAAGGAAAAGAAUGUUAUUGGCAUGCAAGGACAACUAUGGUCAGAACUUGUCAGACUUCCAGACCAAAUGGAUAAUAUGAUAUUUCCAAGAUUAAUUCCUUUGGCUGAAAGAGCUUGGCACAAAGCACAAUGGGAGAGUGAAGAAAAGCAGGACAGCAGAAAAAGACAGGAGACUGCUGAUUGGACAUUAUUUGCUAACAGCUUGGGGUAUAAAGAGCUAGAAAGAUUAGAUAAUAUGGGAGUGGCUUAUCAUAUACCACCUCCAGGUGCAAGGAUUGUGAACAGUAAAAUAGAAAUGAAUGUGGCAUAUCCUGGACUAAAAAUGGAGUACAGCAUAGAUAAUGGUGUCACAUGGUCAUUGUAUGACAUGCCAGUAGAAGUCAAAGAUGACGCAGAUAUACUGUUAAGAACCAAAUCAGCCAAUGGGAAGAGAAACAGUAGACAUGUGGUACUGAAAAUGGUGGCUGAAAAGAUGAAAAAUUCACAAAAAACAUGGAAUCAGUAAAAUAGCAUUAGAGCUCAGCUUAUAUUGUUCAGUAUAUAUCAAAUAUAUUAUAUAAAACACUGCUUUUAAGUAUGUAACUGUUGUAUAACAUCAAAUGGUUCUCUGGCCUUUGGUUUUUGUCGAGCCUGCGACUUUUGUCGCAGAAAGCUCGACAUAGGGAUAGUGAUCCAGCGGCGGCGUCAGCUAACUUCUUUAAAGCUUUAUAUUUUCCAAGAUGGAAGACCUGGAUGAUUCAUACUUUGUAUAUAGAUGCCUUAUGUUAUGAAGUUUCCGUCUGUCAUAUGUCCAUUGUCCUUGACCUCAUUUUCAUGGUUCAGUGACAACUUGAAAAAAAGUUAAGAUUUUUUGUAAAGUUAAUUUCUCUCUUAUUAUGAGUAAUAGGAUAACUAUAUUUAAUAUGUGCCUACCUUGCAAGGUCCUCAUGCCCGUCAGACAGUUUUUAUCUGACCUCGACCUCAUUUCAUGGAUCAGUGAACAAGGUUAAGUUUUCGUGGUCAAGUCUGUAUAUCAGAUACUAUAUGCAAUAUGUCUUCUAUAUUUGGUGUAUGGAAUGAUUGUAAGGUGUACAUGUCCAACUGGCAGGUGUCAUUUGACAUUGACCUCAUUUUCAUGGUUCAGUGGUUAAAGUUAAGUUUUUGUGUUUUGGUCUAUUUUUCUAAUACGUCACGUAUAUGCAAUAGGUCAACUAUAUUUGGUGUAUGGAAAUAUUUUACAAUGUACAUGUCAGUUUGACAGGUUUUAUUUGACCUUGACCUCAUUUUCACGGUUCAUUGCUUAGUGUUUAGUUUUUGUGUUUUGGUCUGUUUUUCUUAAACUAUAACCAAUAGGUCAACUAUAUUUGUUGUAUGGAAUGAUUGUAAGGUGUAUAUGUCUGUCUGGCAGGUAUCAUCUGACCUUGACCUCAUUUUCAUGGUUCAUUGGUCAAUGUUAAGUUUUCAUGGUUAAGUUUGUUUCUUAGAUACUAUAAGCAAUAGGUCAACUAUAUUUAUUGCAUAUAUUGAUUGUAAGGUGUACAUGUCUGUCUGGCAUGGUUCAUUUGACCUUGACCUUAUUUUCAUGGUUCAUUGGUCAAUGUUUAGUUUUCCUGUUUAAGUCUGUUUCUUAGAAACUAAAAGCAAUAGGUCAACUAUAUUUGGUGUAUUGAAUGAUUGUAAGGUGUACAUGUAUUUCCAGUUGGGUCUAUCUGCCCUUGACCUCAUUUUCUUGGAUCAUGUUAAUUUUAUGUGAUACUUUUAGUAAAGCUUUAUAUUUAGGACUAUCAACAUAAAAUCAAUGGUCAGUAAAGAAGGCGAGACAUUUCAACCAGUGCACUCUUGUUUCAUAAGUAAUUGAAAGACAAAAAAUGAAAGAAGGAGGUACGAAAAGAGCAUUAUUUUGCCAGUAACUAAAAAAAAUCACGUUUAUCUUUUUUUGUGGUGUUUUUCGUUUUUUAUUUAUUUUAUUUUUAUUUUUUUAAGGUUGUCAAAUGAAUAUCUGAAUACGUGAUAGUUUAUGUGUAUAUUUUGGUGUAGACCAGCAUUUUUGUUAUUGGAUGUAAAAAGUAAAAUGUUAACUUAAAACUAAUUUAAUUAGGUAUGGGAAAAAUGGCUAUAACUAAGCUAACCCUUGUUGUAUUUAAGAAAGGAAAUUGAUAAGUCACAACUAAGAAGUGUUCAAUCUUUAGAUAUGUGGUAUUAAUUAUAAUUAGAUACUAAGAGUAUGUAUCAAUAUUUACAUUGUCUUAAAGAGAAUAUCCUGAAAAUACACAGCAGUUUCUUCCACAUAAAAUCAGGUUAAAUUGAUAUAGUAUGAUGCAGUUCUGUAAUUCCGCCAAUAUAAGGCUUUGAUCGUAUGUAUUUCUGCUUAAUUAUAUACAAAUUGUAUCAAAUUUAAUAUAAAUUGAUUCACUGACAACUCAAUUUUAAGAAGGUUAUCUCAUUUCCCAAAAAAUAUCUGAAAUAAAUUUUAAAAUCAACAAAACAAGUGGGUCACGUGUGUUUUUAUCUGAAAUGUGUUUGUCUGGUAAAUCCGCCCAUGUGCAGUAAAUCUGUAUGUAGGGCCAGUUUAUCAUAUAAUUAUGAAUGGAAAGUAGUGAUUUAUUAAUAGACUGCUUGUAAAGGGAUUCCAGACAAUAGAAAAAAAAAUUCAUGUCAGAAAUGAAUUUUUUAAGCAAUAAUAUGAUUAUCAUUAGCUUUAGGAACUGUAUUAUAGAUAUCACUCAAUAUUUUCUUAAUUAAGGAUCUUUUUUUAAAAGUUGACAUCCAGUGAGGAUAAGUACAGUUCCUAUGAAUAAAAUAGCAGACGAAAUAUUCAUGGAAGUGACAAUUAUGGAAGUAAAUGGGAGUGGGCGGGUUUACUGGAAAAUACUUGAGUCUGUGUGUUAGGUGUAAAAUUGGAAGUGUUCCUAUGUUGCUCUAAAUAAAAGGCAUUCGUCAUGUUAAACACUGUAUUAUGUACCAGCAGUUUUUGAAGUUUUAUAAACAUAUUUUGAAGCAAGAUGGGGUGACAAAAGUUUUAAAUAGUAGGAUUUUCCUUUGUAGUCAGUUUUAGGUGUUUAAAGUGAUGUUAGUUUGAAAAAAGAGCAAAACUCACUUGCUAUGUUUAUAAAGCUAUUGUUCUUGUGCUCCAUGUAUUCAUUAGCAAUAAACAAAAUUGAAACCCGAAAUGAAAAUUGGGUGUUUUUAUGAUUUCAAAGAAUGGUUGAUAUUUACUUGAAAUGAGUAAUUUAAACUCUGAGAAUUAAAAUAUACACUACAUGCAGAAAUUUGAGGUAAACUUUAUAAUACCUGGUAUGUGCAAAGGGCGUUGGCCUUUUUUUUUAAACUGUGGAUUCAAUGACAUUAUUUCAAACAUGAUCAAAUUUGUAUUGAAUUAGGUGCAGUUAAAAUUACUGCUUUGGUGAAGGUGAUUAAUAUGCAUUUAUUUCCCUUGUGUUAUGGAGAUAUGAAGAUUUUUUCACCAAAGAAAAUUCAUAUUUCCAAAGGGCAUUGCAUGAGGGAAAUAUGACUUUUUGAGGGUGAACAAAUCUUCAUAUCUUCCUAAGCCAAUGAAAAUAAAUGUUUUAUUCCACUGUCUAUUUUUGUACCAUCUAAAAAUUUUAAAAAAUAUUUACAUACAAUUUUUCAGAACAGCUUGCCGUUAAAACUAAACACAACAUAAACAAAACCAAUCAGAAGUUAGUUAUUUAUUCUAUGACAAUUUUUUUUUCUGUUUUAAGGAUGUUCGCUCCUCUUGAUUUUGAAUUUUUACCAGAUAUUCGGAAUCCUCUGGUUUUAUCCAUGCAGUGCCAUUAACAAAUUUUGCCCGCAAACCCCUACUUUUCUUUUCAUAUUUUUAUUACAUAUAGUUUAAAAAGCCAUAUUUGAAAAUCUUAUAAAAUCCUAGUUAUUUUUCCAUAGCUUUUGAAAGAAAAAGGUGCCAGUGUUAAGUGUAUGAAAAAUCUAGAGAGAAUCACUUUCGCCAAAUUUUUAAUGGCUUAUAUCUUGAAAACAAGCACACGAACCCUUCAUUUUUGUCGAGCCUUCGACUUUUGUCGAAAAAGCGAGACAUAGCGAUCCUACAUUCCGUCGGCGGCCGCGUCCACAAAUAUUCACUCUGUGGUUAAAGUUUUUGAAAUUUUAAUAACUUUCUUAAACUAUCCUGGAUUUCUACCAAACUUGGACAGAAGCUUGUUUAUGAUCAUAAGAUAAUAUUCAAAAGUAAAUUUUGUGAAAAAAAAAUUCCAUUUUUCCGUAUUUUACUUAUAAAUGGACUUAGUUUUUCUGCCAGGAAACAUUACAUUCACUCUGUGGUUAAAGUUUUUGAAAUUUUAAAUAACUUUCUUAAACUAUCCUGGAUUUCUACCAAACUUGGAAAGAAGCUUGUUUAUGAUCAUAAGAUAGUAUCCAGAAGUAAAUUUUGUAAAAAAGAAAAUCCAUUUUUUCCGUAAUUUACUUAUAAAUGGACUUAGUUUUUCUGUCAGUUAACAUUACAUUCACUCUGUGGUUAAAGUUUUUAAAAUUUUAACAACUAUCCUGGAUUUGUACCAAACUUGGACAGAAGCUUGUUUAUGAUUAAAAGCUAGUAUCUAGAAGGAAAUUUUGUUAAAAUUUUAUUCCGUUUUCUCCGUAUUUUACUUAUAAAUGGACUUAGUUUUUCUUCCAGUUAAUAUUACAUACAGUCUGCAGUUUAAGUUUUUUAAACAUUUAUUAGAUUCAUAAACUAUCCUGGAUUUUUACCAAACUUGGACAGAAGCUACUUACAAUCAAAAGAUAGUAUAGAGAGGAAUAUUUUUAUUAAUUUUUUUCCUCUUUUUUGUUGAGCCUGCGAUUAACAGCAAAAGUAGGCGAGACACUGGGUCCCGCGGAACCCUUACGAAUUUUUUUCUUUUUUUUUAGUUCCUUUAUUCAUAUGCCUUCAAUUUAUAACAGUCUUUUAAAAAGCUUGUUAUUUUGAAACAGAGUAGCGGACAUCCUUAAGUCUGAAAUAAAUUUGAUAAUUUUGAUAAUGAUUAUACUAUGGCCAAAUUACAAAAGAAGGAACUAUGAUACUUAGAGGGGUUUAUGAAGUUUGGUUCAAUGUCCCAAGGGAUAGUCUUAACCAAUAAAGUAUUUAUUUUGCUAUCAAUAUUCACAUACAGUGGAAUAAUGAUUUUUAUUUAUGAAAAAAUGAGUGAAAAAUUAUUUUUGCCAAUGACAAAUCUAAUAGUCUCAGGUGUAUACUGACUUUUUAAGCAGUACAUGAGUAAUCCAGAAUUGUGCAAUUUUUUUUAUAAGAGUUAGAUUGUAGAUUUUUGAACGCUGAAAAAGUAUGACCUAGUUUUGUUGAGUGAUAUGGCAAGUGUAGUUAAAAUGUUAUUGAUCGUUAUAAUGGAGGGAUUUAUUGGUUUUACAGGAGUUGUUCCAUUAUUUAGAUCAAAUUUAUAUUAUAAACUAUUUGCCUUUAUUGAUUCAGCAAUAAUUGUUUUAUUGUUUGAAUUGCUACAAUAUAGUCUUUAAUGUAUAUAUGUCAGAAUUGACUAUUACCUCAUUCAUUGUUAAAAGGUCAGAGAGACCGUGACAUGUUUUAGUGUCAGAUUGGACUAUUUUCUUAUUCAUAGUUAAAAGGAAGGAGAGUUCAUGACAUGUUUUAGUGUCAUAAUGGACUAUUUUCUAUGUGAUAGUUAAAAGGUCAGAGAGACCAUGACAUGCUUAAGUGUCAGAAUAGACUAUUUAUCUCUUUCAUAGUUAAAGGGUAGAAAGAUAAUGAAUUUUGUUUAGUGUGAGAAUUGAGUGUGAAAUCUUAUGGUGAAAAUGAUAAAGAAAUCAUGACGGAUGGGACUUUCAAGGACCCACCAGUCUACCUUUAGACAAGGUUCUAGAUAUGCACCAUCUACAAGUAAAAUGUACAGAGAUAAGUAAAAUAUGCAUAAAAUAAACAUAAAAUAUAAUAUGAAGAAUUAUAAAUCAUUUCUAAUAAAUAAUAAUUUGCAUUAUAUUUCUGUAAUGUCUUACUGCUAUUCAGUAUUGUCACUAAAUAAAUCAUUUCAAUUGAA
Mytilus californianus (California mussel) is the source of this 8167-nucleotide messenger RNA. RefSeq names its product chitobiase-like. The coding region runs from base 79 to 2676 and encodes 865 amino acids. The record is from RefSeq and is a predicted model, not a curated record. The transcript has 8 exons. Gene Ontology annotation, molecular function: polysaccharide binding; beta-N-acetylhexosaminidase activity. Gene Ontology annotation, cellular component: membrane. Gene Ontology annotation, biological process: carbohydrate metabolic process; glycosaminoglycan metabolic process; ganglioside catabolic process. NCBI's taxonomy places the organism in Eukaryota, Metazoa, Mollusca, Bivalvia, Mytilida, Mytilidae.